Messenger RNA from Thamnophis sirtalis, 1126 nucleotides. The record is from RefSeq and is a predicted model, not a curated record. Lineage: Eukaryota; Metazoa; Chordata; Lepidosauria; Squamata; Natricidae.
CUCUGAAAAGAAAUUUUUGAACAGUGAUCCUUAUGUUAACCUGUUUGUCUUUCAGAGAACUGACCUUACAGAAAGGUGACAUUGUCUACAUUCACAAAGAAAUAGACAAAAACUGGCUUGAAGGAGAGCACCAUGGCAGGGUGGGCAUUUUCCCCGCUAAUUACGUGGAGGUUCUGCCUCCAACCGAAAUCCCCAAGCCCAUCAAAGUGCCCUCCAUCCAAGUCUUGGAGUAUGGGGAAGCAGUGGCCCAGUACAACUUCAAAGGAGACUUGGCAGUAGAGCUGUCCUUCCGAAAGGUAUCGAAGUCCACACAUUAGCAGAAAUGUACAUUCUUGCUCAGAGUGGAGCCAGCAACAAAAAGGCUUCAGACCCACCUUCCGUGGCUCGUCUGGGCCCCAGGCCAAUUCAUUCCUCUCCAACAGAUGUGGGGUUUGGUUGGCUGCCUCUGCUUCCAGUCAUAUUUUUAGUGCCUCUAGGAAAAAAUGCAAGGCGCACCUCCUGUGGUGAUGGAACAAUGUCGUAAAUAAUGUCAUACUGCCACUUUUGAACAUCAGCGCUGAAACCUGCCAUCUGAAAAGAGGCUGGGUUGAACAGAGCCAAUGGCACAGCUGGCUUUGCUGAGUUUUGAUCAUCCUGUAGCAUCUUAUCACUCUUGCUAAACUCUCCACCAAAAGGAAAAAAAUAUUUUGCUAAAGAUAAAGAGAGAAAGAUGAGCCUGGCAGAUGGUUUGGGUUGCUGUACAGCUUUCCUGUGCAUUUAUCCAUCUGUUUUUGGUGGGCAGGGAUAUUAGACAAGGGAGCUCCAAUCAUCUUGGGAUUACAAUUCCCUUUUGUUGCUUUGUUUGGCUGAGAUCAAUUGGGCACUGAACUUGCUCCGUUUAAAUGCUUUGCUCUGAAUUCAUGUUUCAUUGAAAGAGAGACAUAGCAAUUAGUAGCUUCUGUAGAAAGAACAGAGGACAUGGAUUUGCAAAAUCAAGUUGGUUGUUUAGUUGCUGAACAAAUGUUCCGCUCCACAGCACUUAGGAUUUUAUACACCUUAAGAACAUUUAUAACAAUAAUAUUUGAGAGGGGCAUUCUCUUCCCCACAGUUGGGGAUCUGGGCCACUGUUGACCUUUUGGAGAAAAGA